This is a messenger RNA of Vollenhovia emeryi, 2626 nucleotides long. Its product is annotated as WD repeat-containing protein WRAP73-like. Gene Ontology annotation, cellular component: MWP complex; mitotic spindle; microtubule organizing center. The transcript has 8 exons. NCBI's taxonomy places the organism in Eukaryota, Metazoa, Arthropoda, Insecta, Hymenoptera, Formicidae. The record is from RefSeq and is a predicted model, not a curated record. Bases 354 to 1904 code for a protein of 516 amino acids. Gene Ontology annotation, molecular function: protein binding. Gene Ontology annotation, biological process: microtubule anchoring at mitotic spindle pole body; mitotic sister chromatid segregation; protein localization to mitotic spindle pole body.
AAACAUACCAUGAUGUAAUAUAAAGCUUUCGAGCAGAUUUAUUUUGCAGCUAUGCCACCAAUCUAUAAGCAUAUACGCAUAUAUGUCUGACAUGGUUGCAAAAUAACACUUCUGUUUAUAAAAUGGCUGUUUAUGUAUACACUUAUUAUAUAGGUAUGUGCGUAAAUAUAUCGGGUGAAAUUUUGCAGUUUCACUUUACCUCCGUUUAUGCCACGGAUUAUGUAAAAAAAACACGGCAAAAAGUGUAGGACGCUAUUAAGAUUAAGCUGUACACAUCCGGAAAUAAAGAUCCGAUUGUGCUCGCGAUCAGUUACGUCACUCGCGAGGAAAAUGCGAGCGCGAGUCGAACGUAAAUGGAAAGCGCGCGCGUUUUUGGCGACGCGACGCGUGACGAGGUUAUAGCGGGGCCGUUUCGUGGACUCGGGGGACCGGCGAGAGUCGGCCGAGGGAAGACCGCGAGAAAGGUCACGGACUUUUCGAUUGGCGAUACUGACCGAGUUGCCAAGGAAACCGCAGUUUUCAAAUACCUCGCAAUGGCCGCCAACGCCGAUGAAGGCACGGUUUUUCGCGUGAGCAACAGUUUGUGUCACUUUUCGAGAAAUGGAGCGUAUCUGGCAGUGGCGUUUCAAACGAAUCUGCUCGUCAAGGACGCAGCGACUCUCGACACCCGCCAGUCGUUCGUAUUCGGGGACGUGAUACAGUAUAUGGAAUGGUCCUUAAACAGCGAGUACAUUGUUUGCGCGAAUAUCAAAAGAGCUAUCGUUCAGGUAUACUCGAUACGCUGUCCACAGUGGAAAUGCAAACUUACCGAGGGCAGUGCAGGCCUGCAGAGCGUUAGCUGGGCUCCAGACAGCAGGCACAUUUUUACAAUAGCAGAUUUUAACAUUCAAGUAUCCGUUUGGAAUCUGGAAGAACAGACGGUGUCGUAUAUACAGAAUGUAAAAUCCUCUUCCUUUGACAAGGUACACUUUAGUCCCGACGGUAAGAGAUUGGCAGCGAUAGUCACGGAAGAAGGCCAAGACACAGUGGAAAUUUACAAAACCGAGAACUGGAAAAUAAGCAGAAAACUGAUCUGCGAUCGUCUACGCGGCAUCGACGGGAUUCGCUGGUCGCCGAACGAUGAAUUGUUGUGCAUAUGGUGCUCCUCUGCCGCCGAACCUAAGCUGGUCGUUUAUUCCACCGCGCUGGAGAAACACGUGGCGGCGUUUGCCCCGCUGGAAGCAGCACAGCCGUCCGAGGUGUCCAACCACGGGAAGGAACUGAGAGGAAUUGAAAAUGUCGAGUGGAUCUCCAGCGGGCAGUUGUUGGCUGUAAUCGGAUUCAACGAAGUGGUCGUCCUUCUUAAUUACGUCACGUGGCAACCGUUGUCAAAGUUAUAUCUGGAUCCGGUAAUCAGGGAAUGUAAUUACUUAACGAAAGUAUACAAGGAGUGCGCCGAUUCGGAGAAAGUCUCGAACAAACGCUUCGCGUCCUGCGAGGAACGCGUUUUACGCGAGAUGCAUGAACGGCCCAUAUGCAUUACGAUUGGACAGAAGGACAAUAACGACAAUUUCUCGGUGGCGAGGAUCAAACUGUUUGAAUUUAGCACAUGCGGACAAUAUUUGGCUCUGAAACACGAGCUUUAUCCUACCACGUUGUGGAUAUGGGACAUCUGUACGGACUAUCUGGACUAUUUGCUGCUUGAAAAUUCCAUUACAGCUAUCAAAUGGAGUCCCGUUCAUCCACGAUUGUUCGUGCUCUCCGAGUGUACACGCGUGUACGAGUGGACCCGCAAAGGCGCGAGCCCUGUGCCAAUGUCUAAAAAUAUGUCGGUUGUAGACGCGUAUUGGCAUCCUUCGGGAGAAAAAGUUGCAUUGUGCGGCUAUAAUAAAGCGAUCAUUUAUGAAAUCACAAAUACAACUUAAUAAAUAAUAGUUGGAUUAUAACCCGUGAUAUAUUUUUGCCUAAUAUAAAUAAUAGUACAUUAAUAAUAUGUUAAAGUAUUAUCGAGUCUAUGGCGGAAUAUUUUUGAAAUAAUAUAUCAAUUUUGUAUAUUUUUAUCUUGGCCAUACUUAAGUAAUUUAUGCUGUAAAAAAAGAUAUUCUGUAAUACUUAUUAUAUGUAUACAUAUCUGACAAUAAGAUUUACAAAUAUUUUGUAUCUUAAAAUAUAAAAAUCUGCAAUUUAUAUUGCAUAUCUCCGCUCUGUGAUCUGAUUAAAGAUUAAUAUUUAUGGAUAGACAUCGAACAUAGUCGUUACAACGUAUAUAGAUCAUCCAUCGUCAAGAUGUUGCGUGAGAAAUAGAUAGUAGCAGUUUUCUCUAUUCAGGAACGUAGCACUAAGCGGUACAUCACAUAUUCUGUGGUCAUUGCCAAUUUUUCAUUAAUAUCAUAAAAUGAAAAGUUACAAACUGAUGUAAACUCAUACAUUUAACUAUUAAUAACUAUGGUAAUAAUUAUAAUUUAUGCCAAUUUAUACAUUUUACUCUAUGCAUUUCAUUAACAUGCAUGGAAUACCUUCUCUUUUUAAUUUUAUUUUGCGGAAAUUAAAGGGAGAAAAUUUUGUGUUAUUGCUCUGUAUGCAGUUGCCUCUUAUCAUGUAUAAAAUUAUAUGAAUUAUGAACUUUUUCGCAAUCUUUAUGUUUUAC